AGAACCUUUUACAAAGAGAAAGAUAUAGCAUUAAGUGCAAUGAAAUACCAAGAACAACUAGACAGCAAAAACAAAACCUAAAACAUCAACAAAACAACAAACCUAGAAAAGAAAUUAAAAGAGCAAAAAAACAGCUAACUCAGACAUUCAAUAAUCUGCACUCAUAUUGGCCUAUUUGACGGAGCAAUCAUUGAAGAUCAAUCAUAGAUUGGUGGGUUGGAAAGCAAUCCCAUUGUAAUUGGAAUGGACGGAGCAAUUUUAAAGACAGUUACCUUCAAUCUUCUGUUGGUUCUUUCAAUCUGCAGCGUUCUGCAUGUACAACCAGAAUUCAUCAGCCUGGACUGUGGCGCAGUAGGUGGAUAUAAUGAUGCCCGUGGCAUUAGCUGGACCUCAGAUGAACAAUACAUUAAUUCAGGUGAAAAAAGAAUCAUUUUGACUGAUCAGUCAGAGGUGGACCAGCCAAUGAAACAUCUUCGCUGUUUUCCUCAAGGCAAGCGAAAUUGCUACAAUUUACCUGCUGUGCGGGGAAUAAAAUACUUAAUCCGCGCGUGUUUCUUAUAUGGUAACUAUGAUGGCCGUGAGUCACAACCACAAUUUGAAUUGCUGGUUGACGCCAAUUUUUGGGCCACUGUUGUAAUAAACAAUACUACCAAGACCUUUUGCAACGGAAUAAACGCCAUGGCAAGAGGUCCCUCCAUUAAUGUGUGUCUUGCUCGCAGUACGGAUCAUGUUCCUUUCAUUUCAACCUUGGAAUUACGCCUGCUCAUGCCAGCUAUGUAUGAGUUUGUAGGACAAUAUCUCUCUUUAAUCAGCAGAGUACACAUGGAUUAUGGAAAAUUGUCAGAAAACCCUAUUAUAAGAUAUCCAGAUGAUCAAUUUGAUAGGCUAUGGGUCAAGGGAGAAAUAUAUGAUACGGAUUAUAGGAACACCGUAAAUUCCAUUUCUUCAACAGAGGAGUUCCAAAUACCAUCAGCUGUGUUAGAAACCGCCUUGGUGAGCAGCAACAAGAGCGUGGGAAAUAUUAGAUGGAAUUGGAGAGUUCCAGAAAUUGGUGAAUACUAUUUUUUGAUGUGCUUUGCUGAAGUAGAAGAACUUGACGUUAAUGCAAUAAGGGAGUUCAAUAUAAGUAUCAAUGGAUAUUCAUACCAGUCUCCUGUUACAUUACAUAGCUACCUCGAUUCGAUUGUCGUCAAGUAUGGACCCAUCAACGCUGAUAGCUUGGAAAACGUCCAAUUUUCUCUUGACCCUACCAAUCGAUCGAGCGUGGGUGCAAUUAUUAAUGCUCUGGAUAUCUACCAAUAUAGGAGGCUACCCAACAAUGGAACUAAAAGUGAAGAUGUGAAUGCCAUUGCUGACAUUGUGAGGCACUUCAAUCUGGAGAAAGAGUGGAUGGGUGAUCCGUGUCAACCACAGAAAUAUAGUUGGGAUUGGGUGGAUUGCAAUCAAGACUCCUCACCAAGGAUUAUUGCAGUGACACUACCCAACAGGCAUCUGAAUGGAACCAUACCUCCAAGCUUUUUCAAUCUCUCUGCUCUUGUUAAGUUGGACUUGGCAAGAAAUAAUUUGAGUGGUUCAAUACCAGAGGCUCUGGCUACUCUCUCCAAUCUUAAACAACUGAAUUUGGCAGACAAUGACUUAAACGGAUCAGUGCCAAUUGGUCUGUCUGAACAAAAGCAACGUGGAAAACUCAUUCUGAGUGUUUAUGGCAAUGAAAAACUUUGCCAAGUAGGCAUUUGCAAGGAUGGCCGAAAAGGAAAGAGUAGUAAAACACUAUUUGUUUGGUUAAUAGUGGCAGGAAUUGCAAUACUUAUAUCCUUUACUGCAUUAUUAAUCUUUAUAAAAAUUAAAUCAAGCAGAAAAAUUCGAAAAGGGAAAACUGAAACAGGACAUUUAAAUCUUGACAAUUUUGAUGGAUGUCGAUCAUUCAGUUUCAUAGAGGUAAGAGCUAUGACUAGCAACUUUCAGACGGAGAUUGGAAAAGGAGGAUAUGGAUCUGUUUAUCUUGGUUGUCUUCAAGACAAGGAUGUGGCCGUCAAAAUCUUGUCUGAUAAAUCACAUAAGGGUGCCACACAGUUUUCCACAGAGGUAGAAAUUCUCUACAAAUUACACCAUAAGAAUCUCAUAAAAUUUAUGGGUUACUGCGAAGAGGAACAAAAUUUGGUUCUUGUAUAUGAAUACAUGUCCAUUGGAGACCUGCGACAUUUUCUGGAUGGUCAAACUUCUUCAAGAAAUUAUCUGGGCUGGGAAAGAAGACUCAACAUUGCAUUAGAUGCUGCUCAAGGAUUGGAAUAUCUACAUGUAGGAUGCAAGCCAAGCAUUAUUCACAGAGAUGUAAAGAGCUCCAAUAUUUUGUUGAAUGACCAAAUGGAAGCAAAAAUAGCAGAUUUUGGGUUGUCAAGGAUGGGACCAUUGGAUGGAGCUACACACGUAUCCACCCUUGUAAAGGGUACCAUUGGAUAUCUAGAUCCAGAAUAUUAUACUACAAAUCGAUUGACAGAAAAGAGUGAUGUUUAUAGCUUUGGAGUUGUUUUGAUGGAGAUUAUUAGUGGAAAACAUCCUCACUUUGUAGAUGAUUCAACAUCUAACAGUGAACACAUACAAAUCACUAAUUGGGUAAGGGCAUCCUUAUUAAAGGAUGACAUAGAGAACAUUGCAGAUCCUAAUUUACAUGGAAAUUAUGAUAAAGAUGCAAUGUUGAAAGUGGCAAAUUUGGCAAUGGUUUGUACUUCACCUCAAUCAAAGAAUAGGCCUACAAUGAAUGAGGUGGUGUUAGAAUUAAAGGAAGCACAUCACUACUCAAACGUGGAAUUCCAUGAAAUUGCAUCCUCUCAUUCUCAUCCUUCUUUACAAAGCUCUCAUAAUGUGGACUCAGAUGUAUCAUUAUAUUCAAUUGGUAGAUGAGGUAGAGGAAGAUGUUACAAAAUGGGCAGGGGAACACUCACAAGAAACCAAAAUAGCAGUAAUGAAAUCCUACCUCUAUUGUGGCUUAUUUCGUUUUAUUCACAUCAAUAGCCUAUAAUAACCUUUUGUAAAGAAAAUUAACAUUUUUACACACACACACACA
Molecule: messenger RNA, 3064 nt
Organism: Cryptomeria japonica (Japanese cedar)
Lineage: Eukaryota; Viridiplantae; Streptophyta; Pinopsida; Cupressales; Cupressaceae
Product: probable LRR receptor-like serine/threonine-protein kinase At1g51810
Exons: 14
Coding region: 244-2901 (885 amino acids)
Biological process (GO): protein phosphorylation
Molecular function (GO): ATP binding; protein binding; protein kinase activity
Source: RefSeq, a predicted model, not a curated record